This is a messenger RNA of Cuculus canorus (common cuckoo), 1278 nucleotides long. RefSeq names its product glutamine-rich protein 2-like. The transcript has 8 exons. Bases 478 to 1200 code for a protein of 240 amino acids. The record is from RefSeq and is a predicted model, not a curated record. NCBI's taxonomy places the organism in Eukaryota, Metazoa, Chordata, Aves, Cuculiformes, Cuculidae.
CUAGGGGCACAGCCAGGAUCCCCUGGAACCCAAUCCCCCACUCUGGGGACACAGCCAGGGUUCCGCUGGCACCCAUAUCCCUACCCGGGGAGCAGAGCCAGGGUCCCCCAACACCCAAUCCGCCACCCUGGGGGCAGAGUCAGGGUCCUCUUUCAGCCAGACCUCCAUCGCAGGGACACAGGCGCAGGCGUUUCAGGAGAUCGGGCAGCUCGGCAUCCUCUAUGCCACCCUGAAGGAGCAGGUGGCCAAGCUGGCUGCCAGCAAGGCGGAGCGCUCCGAGCUUGAAAAGCUCCACCAGCUCUUCGCGGAGGGAGCCUGGCCCCGAGGGCGAGACCUCCUCACCAACCAUGUGUAGUCCCCUUGGACCACGACUCUCCAGGUCAGAAGAACAUCACCAGUGCCCUGUCCGACCUCCAGAGCCAGCUGUCCUCUCUGCAGAGCCCAGCCAGCGACCUGCAGGGUGAGACAGGCAAGAUCAUGCAGCUGGAGCACGCCCUUGGAAAGCUGCAGGUGCCUGGAGCUGAAGGGAAAGAGGACAUCAGGUUACUGCUGCAGGAAUUAAAGCAGGAGCUGGGAGAGCAGCAGCAGAAGAGCCAGGCUGCGCUGGAGCAGCUGGUGGACAAGAGUGCCGACCAGCUGCAGGCACAGCUGGAUGAGUUGAGGGUGGUGGUGGAGAGCCUGAGGCAGGCAGAGGGGCACGCAGCGCACCCCAUCUGCAGCAAGGACACCGGCACGCAGGUGGAGCAGCUCCUGCAGCGCUAUGAGAAGCUGCAGGAGCAGGGGGACUCUGUCAUGUGCCAGCAGGCAGCGGGCAAGGUGGCGAGGCAGCAGCAUGAGAAGAGCCAGAAAGCAACCAAAUCCACCGCGGGCAGCCAAGUCAGCCGAAGCCAGUUUGAGGCCAGUAUGGAGCAGCUGAUGGAGAUAAGAAAGAAGAUCCAGAGCCAGGGGAUGGCCCAGGAGCAGGGCUUGCAGCAGGUGCAGCAGCAGCUCAGGGAGGUGAUGGACUCCAAGCUGGAUCGCCCGGAGCUGGCGCCUGUCCAGAGCCAACUGGAGCACUGUAACAACACCCUGAAGCAGCUCAAGGACAUCGUGCCACAGACAGGGACAGCCGAUGGAGCAGCUGGGAUGAAGUACCCGCAGGCCCAUUCCCCCUACCUGUCCUGUGACCAACCCCUCGCUGUGACGGCACCCGGACCGUGAGUAACACCCGGCACCGUGGGUGGGAUGAGGGUGAUGGGUGCUGGCACUGCCCCGCUGUGUGGGACACGGGGGCUUGGG